Haliotis rufescens (red abalone) is the source of this 2378-nucleotide messenger RNA. RefSeq lists its product as uncharacterized. The transcript has a single exon. Bases 513 to 1577 code for a protein of 354 amino acids. The record is from RefSeq and is a predicted model, not a curated record. Lineage: Eukaryota; Metazoa; Mollusca; Gastropoda; Lepetellida; Haliotidae.
CAAAGGAGAAUAUUAUGAAGUACAUUAGCGACUGCAUGAACUGGUGCCAAGAAAUUUGACCCAAACAAACGCCAUGAGGCGUGACGCUUAUGAGCUAAUUCCAAGUCUAUGCUAUUACGCCCAGUAUAGCAGGAUAACUAUUACACGUUUUGAGUGUACACAAUGACUGACUGAUCUGUCGUGCCGAGAUACCGUCAGCCAUUGCGUGUAGAGUUCCCCCUUCUAUUGAAGUGCAAAUUAGAGUCAACAUGACUGGUGUAGCAGCUGGAGUUACGUAUGUGAUAGGUGUUGAGGCAACAAUCGGUGAUUGUAUCUGAACCUGAGCUUGUCACGGUUUGAAGAAAUAGCCACUUGGCCGUAUGGAGUCGUAUAGUCAUUGUUCAAAGGGAGGUAACUGACGGAGGCGUGGCACGAACGGCACGGUGAUCAGUUCUGUCUGAUCUUAAUCAAGUCAUUACCUUUGGGCCGUUAGUCUUUGAUUAAGGCCAACGGCGAUCUGGCAUUCGCUAAACAUGAUUCGUUGCGGGAACAAGAAAGUACGAGCUCUCCUCUCAGGGAGUCUCUGCGUGUCGUCGCUCUAUACUAUACAGACUCUCCUUCAGCUAAACGUAUUUCACCUGGAGACAUUUAGAAGUAAUUCUUUAGUCUCAUCGCCUGCGAGUUUUAUUGAGGUUGUUAAUAACAGUACGAGAACUUUCAACGGAAUUGUGAGAAAUAAUUCGGAGGCCAAUGUAUAUCGCUGGAAGAACAACAAAUGGGAGCGAAUUCCAGGAUUUUGUUCCAAGCCGGAGAAAUUUUUGGCAACGACUCUGAAAACUUCAAUUGGAAAAAUGAAAAUGUACAUUCACGAUGUGGCCAAAGACAUCCACGUGUCUGGUUCCAUCAAACGGACAGGUCUGUGGGACUCCCCCGGUGUAUACAGUAUGGUUUCCCGCCUGAAACGCCAACCGGGCAUGGGGCUAAUAGACAUCGGGGCACAACUCGGGACAUUUUCCUUGGUCGCCGCCAUGAUGGGCAGAGAUGUGGUUUCAGUUGACCCGCUGGUGGAGAACGUUUUAAGAUUGUGCAAAACUGUCCAGGAGGGACACAUAACGUCCAGGGUAACAAUUCUAUUCUCAGCGCUCUCCGCAAAACGAAAAAUCGUAACGUUCCAAAGACUACCGAACAAUAUCGGGGGCACACACAUAUCCGACGUACUCAAACCAAACAUUGAUGUCAAUAUGGAUGAUGACUACAACAAAAAUUAUGUCAACACCGUCCUGUUCGAUGACAUUCUUCCAUUCGUCAACUUCUCCAAAGCUUUUAUAAAAAUUGACGUUGAGGGUCAUGAGUAUGAAGCCUUGAAAGAAGCGAGAAAGUUCUUCGCGAAUAUUGACGUUUUCGGAAUUCUGAUGGAAUGGUUUCAAAUCCGGACAAAUAAGCGAGGCUUCCAGGUGAAAGAGCUGAUGUCUAGUUUAAACUUCAGAGCCGAAGACCCAAUGCUCAGAGGGCGUCUUGACCAGUCUAAGCCAGCGUCAUGGCCGAGUGAUAUUCUGUGGUUGAAAAAGGAUGCAUUUGCUGCACGGCCAACAAUAUAACAACAUUUGCGCGUGUGGUUCUUAUGCAUGUGUUAUAUUCGGGUCGAUUCGGCUUAUUCCGUGACCAACACAAUACGUUUGGAUGCAAUCAGGGUGAUAUUUCAUGAAUUCACUGAAAUCCGCGUAGCGCCAUCUCCCGCUGCGUAAAGUACGCAUAACAAGACGGCCGAUCCUGAGACAUUCGUGUGAAGGUCUCAAGGGUGUGGUUGCUACAUGAACUAGUAAAUCCAUUUCCAAUAUGGAUUCCUUCUAAUGCUGUCCGAGAUGACCUAUUUGGUGGAGAUGAUCCGAAUGACGUUCGUAUAUGGUACAACGCUUUCAUCAAUCUAAACCGGGAAAUAGCACCGACUGUGUAAGAUUAAUCCUUACAGACACUACAAAGGCAGCCAAUGAGAAUUAUGUAGUUUAGUGGCUGUCUGCUCGUAGAUUCCCGGAUGUUUGAAGAAAAGGAAUUGGUUUUGGAUGUCAUAAAACAUCAGGAAAAUAAAAACGAACAGAAGAUGUACGGGUGUGGGAACGAUUGGCGUUCUUCACCGCAAAUUACGUUUUCAGAUUUUGUAAAGGAGGUACUGAAUAUGUGAGAUGGAUUCUUCUUUUAACCAAAGUACUGUGUGAUGUUUGUGUGAGAAUUUUCUACUGAUUCCAGAGGGCGCUAGAACGACGUUUGAAACAACUGCUGGUCUGUUUUCCCGUCCAAUUGAUAUUUCAACGAACCAAUUUUCUUUAAAAGUUUUCUAUUCAAUGUGUUUUAUAUAUUACAAGGUGUAAUCAUUGCUAACGCUAUAAAACAUAAAACGAUAA